Molecule: messenger RNA, 1729 nt
Organism: Nanorana parkeri
Lineage: Eukaryota; Metazoa; Chordata; Amphibia; Anura; Dicroglossidae
Gene: ATF1
Product: activating transcription factor 1
Exons: 8
Coding region: 333-1265 (310 amino acids)
Biological process (GO): regulation of transcription by RNA polymerase II
Cellular component (GO): ATF4-CREB1 transcription factor complex; nucleus
Molecular function (GO): RNA polymerase II cis-regulatory region sequence-specific DNA binding; protein binding; DNA-binding transcription factor activity, RNA polymerase II-specific
Source: RefSeq, a predicted model, not a curated record
CCUCACAGCACUACUCCCCCUUAAGCGGAAGAGGAACUUAUUCCCGCCCUUCUCUAGCAGCACGUCACCAUGGGGGUGACGUCACUGGCUACGCUGACGUCAGGCAGAGGCCUACCGGACGUCGCGGUGGGUGUCCCCUCUACGCUGAUGAGGGCUCCUUGUUUUGCCUGGAGUCGGCCUUGCUGGCUGUGGCAAGCUGCUCGGUUGUGUGUGAGCGUUUUCCUGUGACGGGAUCCGGGCAGGAGGCGGCUCCCCGGGGGACCCGAGACGUACACCCCGGUGAUUGGCUGGUGCGGCUCCCUGAGCUGUGAGUUCACAGGACGCAGUUUAUUAUGGAAGAGGUCUCUAGGAAAAGCAACAGUAGUACAGAGACUGUCCACACCAUUUCCUUCCCAGCUACCUUUCAAGCUGCCCAACUUGCUCAACAGAUGUCUCUAAGAGGCACAGCUCCCAUGACUCUUGUUCUACCUGGGGAUCAACAAGUCCAAGUUCAGGGUGUAAUUCAGUCAGCACAGUCCUCGGUCAUUCAUUCUCCUCAGGUUGCUCCAUCAACGGCUUCUUCAAUAUCAGAAAGUGAGGACUCGCAGGACUCAUCUGACAGUAUUGAUGCCCCCAGGAAGGCCCGCAUUUUAUCUCGUCGGAUUUCAUAUGGGCAAAUAUUAAAAGAUCUCUCAUCUGAAGACACUGGAGAUAGAGAACGUGAAGACGGAGCAGGAGCAUCUAUUGAGCCAAUGUCUGCUGCUACUACUAUAUAUCAGACCAGCACUGGACAGUAUGUUACCAUUGCUCCCAAUGGAACACUCCAGCUUGCUACCGCUACGGCAGAUGGUGUACAAGGGUUGCAGGCAUUGGCGAUGUCCAACGCUGCCAGUAACCAGUCUGGAACAACUAUACUACAAUAUGCCCAGACAUCAGACGGUCAGCAAAUUCUGGUUCCCAGCAACCAAGUGGUUGUGCAGACUGCUUCAGGAGACAUGCAGACUUACCAGAUCCGGACUACAUCAACCACCACCUCCCUUCCGCAAACUGUGGUCAUGACUUCACCUGUUACAUUGUCCUGUCAAACCCAAAAGUCAGAUGACCCACAGCUAAAGCGGGAAAUAAGAUUAAUGAAAAACAGGGAGGCUGCCCGAGAGUGCCGAAGGAAAAAGAAGGAAUAUGUUAAGUGCUUGGAGAACAGAGUUGCAGUGCUUGAAAAUCAAAAUAAAACAUUAAUUGAAGAGCUAAAGACUUUAAAAGAUUUGUACUGUCACAAAACAGUUUAAUCGUUUUUGUUAGUUUAUCUACCUUUUUAGAUGAGUUUUUUUUUUCUUUUUAUACCAAAAUUUUCUAAAUUUUACAUGAGGCCACAGAUGAAGCCUUUUUUUUUUUUUUUUCUAUUUAGUUUUCACACUUUUAAAGAGGCAGAGUAUUGUGAUUGGCCACCAUGUGCUAAUUGUGAAAUAUUUGAAUGUCAAAGGUAAAAUCUAAAUAUAUAAUAAAAGGAACCUCAGUUUAUUAGAGAAGAGUAAUUUUAUGAAUCAUGUGUUAGACACAUACGAUCUAAAUUAAGCUCAGUGACUUAUGGCUGUCUGACUUUGCGAAUGAACUCUGAGUCAGUGGCAUGCUGGGAUUUUUAGUACACCAGAUGUGACCAGCCCUACCUCUAAUAGUAAAGCAGAAUUUUUUUAAGUGGACCUAUCGCAGACAAAUAUGUCACUUUCUUUUCCCUCACUUGUAUUCACUGGAA